Molecule: messenger RNA, 626 nt
Organism: Trachemys scripta elegans
Lineage: Eukaryota; Metazoa; Chordata; Testudines; Emydidae
Product: C-C motif chemokine 4-like
Exons: 3
Coding region: 85-360 (91 amino acids)
Biological process (GO): chemokine-mediated signaling pathway; cellular response to interleukin-1; monocyte chemotaxis
Cellular component (GO): extracellular region
Molecular function (GO): chemokine activity; CCR chemokine receptor binding
Source: RefSeq, a predicted model, not a curated record
AGGGGGAGAGACCAGAGACUCAGCAUCAGACAGCAAAGGGUUUGACACACUCCCAUCUCUGGCUCAUCCCUACCCGACAGCAACAUGAAGGUCUCCGUGGCUGCCCUCGCCGUUCUCCUCAUCGCUGCUUUCUGCUCCCUGGCCUUCUCCGCGCCAAUUGGCUCUGACCCCCCGACUGCCUGCUGCUUCUCCUACACAGCCCGGCAGAUCCCCCGCAGCUUCGUGAAGGAUUAUUACAGCACCAGCAGCAUGUGCUCCCAGCCGGGCAUAGUGUUCACCACAAGGAAGGGCCGUGAGCUCUGUGCCAACCCCAGUGAAUCCUGGGUUCAAGAGUACGUGAACGACUUGGAACUGAACUGAGCGGAGCAGGGGCCAGACUGGGCGAUGCGCCGCCCCCGGCAGUGGGAGCGUAAACCCUCAAAGGACAGGCUGACGAGACAGAAACAGGAGCUGAAUUUGCCCCAACCCCUGAUAAAACCAAGAAUUUGUAACUAUCUUGUACAGCUAUUUAAAAUCCUGGAUCGGUGUAAUACCUACUAAUUAUACUGUUAAUUAUAUUAUUUAUAGAACGCUCGCUGUGAGCUGUGGGCGUGAGCGGCUGGGCCGUCUCUCUUCACGUCACAGAC